Ceraceosorus bombacis is the source of this 2674-nucleotide messenger RNA. The record is from the annotation of a GenBank genome assembly. Lineage: Eukaryota; Fungi; Basidiomycota; Exobasidiomycetes; Ceraceosorales; Ceraceosoraceae.
AUGGCAUCAGUGGCGACCUCUUCCACCGUCGUCUCGGCCACAGACCCUUCCAUUGUACUGACGGGAGCCGAAGCGCAAGCCAUGUCUCGUCGACGAAACAUCGGGAUCGCAGCGCACAUCGAUAGCGGCAAGACGACAGUGACGGAGCGAGUGCUCUUCUACACUGGACGCAUCAAUGCCAUUCACGAGGUCAGGGGCAGGGACAAUGUAGGGGCAAAGAUGGAUCACAUGGAACUCGAGAGGGAAAAGGGCAUCACCAUUCAGAGCGCUGCUACGUAUUGCAAGUGGAUGGCCACUCCACCCACCCAAACAGAUGCGGUGUCGGGCGAUGUGGGUAGCGGAGAGACUUCUGGAAAGGAAGAAUUCCACUUUAACAUCAUCGACACGCCAGGUCACGUGGAUUUCACCAUCGAGGUGGAGAGAGCUCUGCGAGUGCUCGAUGGCGCAGUGCUGGUGCUAUGCGCUACUUCUGGCGUGCAAAGCCAGACCAUCACAGUGGACAGGCAGAUGAAGCGUUACAAUGUUCCCCGCAUUAGCUUCAUCAACAAGAUGGAUAGGCAAGGGGCAAAUCCAUGGAGAGUCAUCGAUCAGAUCAGGUCCAAAUUGAAAUACCCCUGUGCCGCUGUCCAGCUGCCUAUUGGUAGCGACGACAACUUUGAGGGCCUCGUCGACCUUAUCCGAUGGAAGACUGUGCACAACGACGGAGAAAAGGGGUGAGUGAGGAUCCAGUGGACAGGUCAAGCUUGCUCCCAGACGCUGACCAUCCACGCUCCGGGGGGCUGUGCUUGUCUCAAGCAUCACUAUACGCGAGGUCGACGGCGUACCUGAUAACUUGAAGCAGCUUGCAGAGGAAAAGAGGCGGGAGCUGAUAGAGCAGCUGGCAGAUGUGGACGACGGCAUGGCAGAAAUCUUCUUGGAAGAACGCGAACCUAGCAUCGAUGAAUUGGCCACUGCCAUUCGUCGUUCCACAUUAGCCUGCAAGUUUUCACCAGUCUUUAUGGGCACUGCUAUGAAGAACAAGGGAGUGCAAGCCAUGCUCGACGGCGUUUGCGCGUACUUGCCCAAUCCUGCAGAGGUGCCCGCUACCGCGAUGGACACGAGCAGCACAGCCGCCAAGGCGGCCCAAGAGGAAGCGGUCCAGCAAGCUUUAAAGGAUGGUGCAGAUGACGAGCAGCAACAAGUGGCGCGCAAGUCGGCCUCGUUGCCCGUCGUUGGCUUGGCACCAAAGUCGGAUGCACCUCUGGUUGGCCUGGCUUUCAAGCUGGAGGAAGGUCGUUUUGGGCAGCUGACAUAUCUGCGAGUGUAUCAAGGUACGCUCAAGCGCGGUAACCAGAUCUACAACGCUAGAACCGGCAAGCGAGUCAAAGUGCCUCGAUUGGUGAGAAUGCACAGCAACGACAUGGAGGAUGUGGACAGCAUUGGUGCUGGAGAAAUUUGCGCCAUGUUUGGAGUGGACUGCAGUUCUGGUGACACCUUUACUGAUGGGACGACGCAGCUCAGUAUGACGAGUAUGUACGUGCCGGAGCCCGUCAUUAGCCUUUCCAUCAUUCCAGAAGGCAAAGACGCGAGCGCCGCCAAUUUCAGCAGAGCGCUCAAUAGGUUCCAAAAAGAAGACCCGACGUUCAGAGUACACAUUGAUAAUGAGAGCGGUGAGACCAUCAUUAGCGGAAUGGGGGAAUUGCACCUGGAGAUCUACGUCGAGAGAAUGAGGAGAGAAUACAAUGUACCUUGCAAGACGGGCAAACCUCGAGUCGCGUUCAGAGAGACGAUUGCUCAGAGAGCUGCUUUCGCGUACACGCACAAGAAACAGACGGGUGGAGCUGGUCAAUUUGCUCGUGUGGCUGGGUGAGUGCAUUGCGCGCCUGCGUAGCGUGAAGCACUUGCACUGACGCGCGCGCCUCUCCUGCUUACAGCUUCAUCGAGCCCAUGACUCUCGACGAGGAAACGGGCAAGGACGUCGCCUUCGAGAACCGCAUCGUCGGCAACGCCAUUCCAAACGGCUACUUCCCUGCUUGCGAAAAGGUGUGUGGAGGCCGUCUGGAGCGUGCGACGUCUCUACCACCCAACGCAAGAGCUGACGUCACACGCUUCUUGCUCUGCAGGGCUUCUACGAAGCGUUGGAAAAGGGCUCGCUAUCAGGGCACUCCGUCACUGGUGUUCGAUACGUGAUGGAAGACGGAUUGGCGCACUCUGUCGAUUCCUCUGAACUGGCCUUCCGCCUCGCCACCAUUGGCGCCUUUCGAUCCGCUUUCCACAACGCCAUGCCUACGAUCUUGGAGCCAAAGAUGACGGUGGAGAUCACUGCUCCUACGGAGUUCCAAGGGGCUGUCAUUGGUGCCCUCAAUCAGAGGAGGGGCGUGGUGGAAGAUAGCGAGGUCAGAGAGGAUGAGUUCUCCAUCACGGCUGAAGUCAGCUUGAACGACAUGUUUGGCUAUUCCAGCCAGCUUCGAGGCUUGACGCAAGGCAAAGGAGAGGUGAGUAUAGGUCAUGUGAUUUCUCACAGCGCUAACUAGGGACUCUGUGCAUCGCCUAGCUCACGCUGACGCGCCCCUUGUUCCCUUUCUCAAAGUUCUCGAUGGAGCUCAAAAACUACCAGCCGGUCUUGCCUAAUGUCCAAAGAGACAUGGAAGCAGAGUACAAAAAGCAGCUGGCUGCUGGCAGCGGUAAAAAGUGA